Didymodactylos carnosus is the source of this 510-nucleotide messenger RNA. NCBI's taxonomy places the organism in Eukaryota, Metazoa, Rotifera, Eurotatoria, Philodinida, Philodinidae. The record is from the annotation of a GenBank genome assembly.
AUGUCAAACUUGCGAUUUUUCGAUGAAACUAAUGAAGAUCAAAACAACCAAGACUUAUUACCUAUAACUGGUUAUGAAUCAAUGCCAUUAGUCACACUUGAAAAAGCUGUCGAACCAAUUGAAAUGUUUUUAUAUGAUUUAAAAGACAAAGUACAAAGAGCCAAGCAAAACUGUAGACACUUGGAAUCGUCUUGCUUAACGCAGGACGAGGCAGCUGCUAUAUAUAUUUAUACGAUGGAAUGGGCACCAGUCGAAUGUUGUUUGUAUCAUUUGCUUAAUCAAACAUUACGUCAUAGAAAUCGUCACGAAUUAAUACCGUGGUUCAGUUAUUUAAAAUUAUUAUUGACGGCAUUGUUUAAAUUACCAUCAAUUAAGAAAACAGUAUGGCGCGGUGUUAAAUUAAAUUUACAAUACCCAGACAGUAUGAAAUUCGCCUGGUGGAGUUUUAUAUCUUGUACAGAAUCAUUAACAAUAUUAGAAUCCGAAGCAUUUUUAGGUAAAGGACAUUAG